This is a messenger RNA of Cynocephalus volans (Philippine flying lemur), 2568 nucleotides long. It is a transcript of the gene SELP, whose product is annotated as selectin P. The transcript is spliced from 16 exons. Gene Ontology annotation, biological process: cell adhesion. NCBI's taxonomy places the organism in Eukaryota, Metazoa, Chordata, Mammalia, Dermoptera, Cynocephalidae. The record is from RefSeq and is a predicted model, not a curated record. Bases 1 to 2568 code for a protein of 855 amino acids. Gene Ontology annotation, cellular component: membrane.
AUGCCUAAGCUAGUGCUGUGGCAGGAAAGUGGAAAUCUGGACGAUGCCCAGGUGUCUCAUCAGAAGGAAAAGCCAGCCAGCUGCCUAAAAGCCAUCUGGAAGCAGAGAUUCCACAGAGUGGCCUUCAGAGCUGUCCAACUCCUUUGCUUCAGUGUCUUGAUCUCUGAACUAACAAAUAAAAAAGAAGUGGCAGCGUGGACCUAUAAUUACAGUACGAAAGCAUAUUCAUGGAAUAAUUCCCGGGCAUUCUGCCAGAAGUACUUCACGGACUUAGUGGCUAUCCAGAAUAAAGACGAAAUUUCUUACCUCAAUAAUGUCAUACCCUACUACAGCUCUUAUUACUGGAUUGGGAUCCGAAAGAUCAAUCAAAAGUGGACCUGGGUGGGAACCAAAAAGCUUCUCACUGAGGAUGCUGAAAACUGGGCUGCCAAUGAGCCCAACAACAAGAGAAACAACCAGGACUGUGUGGAGAUUUACAUCAAGAGCUCAUCGGCCCCGGGCAAGUGGAAUGAUGAGCCCUGCUUGAAAAGAAAGCGGGCACUGUGCUAUACAGCCUCCUGCCAGGAGAUGUCCUGCAGCGAACAAGGGGAGUGCAUCGAGACCAUUGGCAACUACACCUGCUCCUGCUACCCUGGGUUCUAUGGGCCAGAAUGUAAAUAUGUCAGAGAGUGUGGAGAAUUUGAUCUCCCUCAACACGUGCUGGUGAACUGCAGCCACCCUCUGGGAAACUUCUCUUUCAACUCAAAGUGUAGUUUCCACUGCACUGAAGGGUACCGACUGCAUGGACCCAGCGAGCUGGAGUGUUUGGCUUCUGGAAUCUGGACGAAGAAGGCCCCACAGUGUGUAGCUGCCCAGUGCCUGUCCCUGAAGACUCCUGAACAAGGGAGCACAGCCUGUCUUCCCUCUGCAAAAGCAUUCAAGCACCAGUCUAGCUGUCCCUUCAGUUGUGAAGAGGGAUUUGCAUUAGUCUGGCCAGUGGUAGUGCAUUGCACAGCCUUUGGGGUGUGGACAGCCCCAGCUCCAGUGUGUAAUUCUGUGCAGUGUCAGCACCUGGAAGCCCCCGGCAAAGGAUCCGUGGACUGUGUUCAUCCACUUGCUGCCUUUGCAUAUGGCUCCAGCUGUAAAUUUGAGUGCCAACCUGGCUAUCGAGUGAAAGGCUUUGACACACUUCGCUGCAGUGGCUCUGGCCAGUGGACCGCACCUUUGCCGACCUGUGAGGCCAUUUCGUGUGAGCCACUGGAGAGUCCCAUCCACGGAAGCGUGGACUGCUCCAUGUCCUCAACAGCACUUCAGUACAACACCACCUGUAGCUUCCGCUGCACCGAGGGCUUCGUGCUGAGGGGAGCUGACAUAACUCGGUGUACUGGUUUGGGACAGUGGACAGCACCAGUCCCAGUCUGUCAAGCUGUGCAGUGCCAGGAUCUUCCAACUCCAAACAAGGGCCAGGUGAACUGUUCCCACCCCUUUGGCACCUUUCGGUUCCAGUCAGUCUGCAGCUUCACCUGUAACGAAGAAGGAUUGGUCCUGGUGGGAGCAAGAGUGCUACAGUGCUUGGCUACUGGAAACUGGAGUGCUAUUCCUCCAGAAUGCCAGGCUAUUACCUGCACACCUUUGCUAAGCCCUCAGAAUGGAACAAUGACCUGUAUCCAACCUCUUGGAGAUGCCAGUUAUAAAUCCACAUGUCAAUUUAUCUGUGAUGAGGGAUUUUCUUUAUCUGGACCAGAAAGAUUGGAUUGUACUCCAUCUGGACACUGGACAGGCUCCCCACCAACAUGUAAAGCCAUCAAGUGCCCAGGACUCUUUGCCCCAGAACAGGGCAGCUUGGAUUGUUCUGACACUCAUGGAGAAUUCACUGUUGGCUCCACCUGCCAUUUUUCCUGUAACAAGGGCUUUAAGCUGGAGGGGUUCAACAAUGUGGAAUGCACAGCUUCUGGAAGAUGGUCAGCAACUUCACCAAUGUGCAAAGGUGUAGGAUCGGUUCCUACUCCAGAGGUGCAGUGCCCAGCCCUCAUUGCUCCUGGGCAAGGAACAAUGUCCUGUAGGCAUCACAUGGGAACCUUUGGUUUGAAUACCACUUGUUACUUUGGAUGCAAAGCUGGAUUCACACUCAUGGGAGACAGCUCUCUCAGAUGCAGACCUUCAGGACAAUGGACAGCAGUAAUUCCAGCAUGCAGAGUUGUCAGAUGCUCAGAACUGCGCAUUAAUACGCCAGUAAUGAUGAACUGCUCUGACCCCUGGGAAAAUUUCAGCUAUGGAUCGACCUGCACCUUCUAUUGUCCUGAGGGUCAGUUACUUAAUGGCUCGGCAAGAACAACGUGCCAGAAGAAUGGCCACUGGUCAACUCUCGUGCCAACCUGCCAAGGGGGGGCAUUGACUAUCCGGGAAGCCCUGACUUACUUCGGUGGAGCAGUGGCUUCUACAACAGGUCUGGUAACGGGUGGGAUACUCCUGGCUAUGCUAAGAAAGCGUUGCAGACAAAAAGAUGAUGGGAAACGUCCCUUGACUUCUCAGAGCCCCCUAGGAACAUAUGGAGUUUUUACAAAUGCUGCGUUUGACCCAAGCCCUUAA